AUGUCGUCUACGACGUCCACACUGACGUCCCUAAUGGGACUCCAGCUCUUUACUCGCUUAUUUACUUUCAUAUUGAAUCAAGCUCUUUCUCGAUUGGCCUCGCCGAUAGCCUAUGGUAUCGCUGCCAUCCAAUUUGAUCUCAUGCUCAGCACAAUUCUUUUCCUGAGUCGAGAAGGUGUACGAGGCACUCUGUUACGCGUCAAACCCAUAUCAGAGACUGAAGACACCGGGAAGGCUACAUUGGAUCCCAAGAAGGACGAUGCUACGAUGAAUGUUGGUUUUGUUCCUAUUAUCAUCGGUGUCCCUCUGGCUUUGGUGACGUCCUUGCUAUACAUGGCUACCGCGGGGAUGGAAACACGUAAACAACCUCAUUUUCAACUAGCAGUCGGAAUAUACGUUGCAGCCGCAGUCAUGGAACUGUUAGCAGAGCCAAUGCAUAAUAUGGCAAUGACCAGUCUCAAAAUACACCUUAGAGUCCGCGCAGAAGGGGUGGCUAUCACUGCGAAGACGUUGGCCACGUUCCUUGUCCUGGUGUACGAUGUCAGCAGAGGCGACGAAGGUGGUGACCUAGCUCUGUUGGCAUUUGCGUUUGGCCAGCUUUGGUACGGAUCCUCCGUGUUUUUCAUAUAUCUACGAGAGUUUGGCAGGGGAGGUCUCAUUACAAGAAUGGAAAAGAACCCCUCAGGGAUAUAUUUCAACCACGACGUGCUUGCUUUAUCUAUGACCAUGACUUCACAAUCUUUGGUCAAGCAUCUCCUUACCGAAGGCGACAAGUUCAUUCUUUCCUGGUUCAGUCCUCUCCAGGAUCAAGGUGGAUACGCCCUUGCUGUAAACUACGGCUCUCUCAUCGCUCGUAUCGUGUUCCAGCCAAUAGAAGAGACGCUACGGCUGUACUUUUCCAGGACUUUAGCAGACAUCACUGUAGCUUCCUCACCUCCAUCGUCAACACAAGCGAGCGAAACUUCUAUACCCGCUUUAAAAAAAGCCGCGGAUGCACUCAUCACCCUACUUCAAAUGCAGAUCAUCGGUUCAUUAUUCGUCCUCAUCUUCGGAACGAACUACAUAACACUUCUGCUAAACGUCCUUCUUCCACCGCAAUAUCUCAAUACCAGUGCUCCUCGUGUACUCGAAGCUUGGAUAUGGUAUAUCCCAGUGCUAGCGGUGAAUGGAGGACUGGAGGCAUUCAUAGCCAGUGUUGCUCUCACAAAAGAUGUUAACAAACAAAGCCGCUGGAUGGUCCUGUUCACAGUGCUUUAUGUAGCUUCAGCUAUCGUAUUGUAUCGCUUGGAUCUCGGUGACGCGGCACUCGUUUAUGCGAACAUAAUCAACUUGUCAGCGCGCAUUAUAUACGCCUGCCGCUUCUCUCAUACAUUCUUCGCUGCCCAUAAUGCGUCCAGUACACUAAAAUGGCGAGAAGUCCUACCCCCUUGGAGUCUGGUAUUCGGCCUCACGAUCUCUGCCUUCUUCAUCCGCUUGAGUGAAACAAUGCAUAGUGCCACUAAAGCUGUUCAGAAAGAAGGGCGCAUAGGGGUACUGAGCCGUCCCGUUCUGAUCCACGUAGCGGUUGGUGGGAUUUUGGCGUUAUCUUGCGGGACGUUGUGGGCUUGGAGUGUUCGGAGGUUUUUGACCAUACCAAAACGAUUCAAGCCAAAAACUGCGUAA
This is a messenger RNA of Lentinula edodes (shiitake mushroom), 1662 nucleotides long. Its product is annotated as Rft-1-domain-containing protein. Gene Ontology annotation, biological process: dolichol-linked oligosaccharide biosynthetic process; glycolipid translocation. The transcript is spliced from 5 exons. The coding region runs from base 1 to 1662 and encodes 553 amino acids. NCBI's taxonomy places the organism in Eukaryota, Fungi, Basidiomycota, Agaricomycetes, Agaricales, Omphalotaceae. Gene Ontology annotation, cellular component: endoplasmic reticulum membrane. The record is from RefSeq and is a predicted model, not a curated record.